AUGUCAAAAACUGAAACAAAAAAUUCCUACGCCGAUUUUGAUUGGUUAGAAAGAGCGAUAUCGGAAGAUUAUAUCAAGUAUUAUGAUUUUGGCGAGUUUACUAAUUUGGAAGAAAUCAGCAGUGGUUCUUAUGUAAAUGUUUCUUGUGCAAAAUGGAAAGGCUCUGAAACUAUCAUGGCUCUAAAACAUUCUUUUAAUUUGACUAUUAAGGAGAUUGUUAAUGAGGAUUGUAAUUUGGAAACAAUAUACAAUGAAUACAGUUUACAACAUGUUUUAAUUCAAGCAGAAAAGUUAUUUAUGGAAAUAUAUGAUAUGGACGAUAGUAUAGAUAUCCUUGUAUGUAAGCUAAUAAGACUGAUAAUUAAAACACAUGAUGAAGGAAAUAAUUGCAAUGAAACUGAACAUCUUAUUAAUCAUUGUAUAUUUCUUUCAAAUCGAACUUCGAAUGAGAUCUUUGAAUGGCUUAAAGAGCAUCAAUUGAACUCAAAAUAUCAAUUUUUCUUGGGAUUUUUGUAUUUCAAUUUGGAGAAAAAUGACAAUGAAGCAUUUAAAUUAUUUUUAAGUUCUUCCGAAAGUAAUUAUCCUAUUGCACAAGUUUAUGUUGCAAGUUGUUAUAAAGCAGGAUUCGGAACUGAGAUAAAUUAUAAUCUCGCUUUUAAAUGGAUGCAAAAAGCCGUAGAGAAUAAAAGCAUUUAUGGACAAAUUAAUCUUAGUAAUUAUUAUGAAAAUAGUAUAGGUACAAAUGAAAAUUUAGAUAAAGCUUUUAAUUUGUAUAAUGAAGCAGCUAAUAAUGGAAAUUUAUGUGGAUUAUUUAAUAUGGGUCGAUGUUAUGAACUAGGAAUUUUCAUGAAAAAGAAUUUAUAA
Molecule: messenger RNA, 864 nt
Organism: Funneliformis geosporum
Lineage: Eukaryota; Fungi; Glomeromycota; Glomeromycetes; Glomerales; Glomeraceae
Source: the annotation of a GenBank genome assembly